Messenger RNA from Polistes dominula (European paper wasp), 2447 nucleotides. RefSeq names its product nose resistant to fluoxetine protein 6. Gene Ontology annotation, molecular function: acyltransferase activity, transferring groups other than amino-acyl groups. NCBI's taxonomy places the organism in Eukaryota, Metazoa, Arthropoda, Insecta, Hymenoptera, Vespidae. The record is from RefSeq and is a predicted model, not a curated record.
UAUUUGAGUUGUUCUUUGAUAAUAUUAGGAUUUUGUAAUUCGGUUAUUUCAAAAAAUGAAUCGAACAUUUUACGAUUGAGUAAACCUCAGAAAAUUGUAUCAACAGAAGUGAAAAAUAAUGUCAGUGAUUAUCAAGAAGAAAUAAACGAAAUGAAAUCUCACGUUGGAUUCAGCAAGGACAAUCCUGAAUUAUAUUGGCAAAAUCACGUUAAGAUUUCAGCUGAGAAUGAAGAAUUAUCUAAAGAUUUGGAUGUUAAUUUUAUGGAAGAUAAAAUCGAGAGUACUGCGAACAGCAUUCAAUGGCUCUCGGAUUUAUACGAUCCUCUUAAAUGGAAGAGAGUACCCGGAAAACUUGAGAAUGAAUGUAGGAAGGAUAUGAAUUCGUUUCUCAAGUCCCUUAAAGAAGGAAAACUUUGGGCUGCUAAAAUGUCCGACGCAAGCGGCCGAUAUUCCUCACAAUUCUAUUUUGGAAAUGGUUUUUGGUUGGGUUCUAAUACACUCUGCAAAGAGAUCAACAUUACGAAAGAGAAAAAUCUAACGGGUGGAACGGAAAGUGUACCACCAUAUAAAGUCAACUUUCACGUAGCUAGGAUCUACUUGACUUUGCCUAAGGAACUUGAAUUACCGCCACGACAAGUAUUUUUGGGUUUAUGCUUGCCAAGUUCGUGCGAUCGACAAUCCUUGACUUCGAUGUUAAGAGCCAAUGCAGAUCGAGUCGAAUUAGAGGGUAACUUUACAUAUCGAUCGGUUGGCCCGAAGAUUCACAUUUUCACGGUGAAACCAGUGCCGUUAAGCGACUACACCGUUUGGCAAGACCCCAAAUUUUACGUGCUAACUACCAUCGGAGGAGGUAUAGUUCUUUUAAUGAUAUGUGCAGCAAUUUACGAACAAAAUAUUGUCAUAGAAAGCAUUGAUAUCGAAUCUUCAAGUGGAACGAACAAUAACGAAAAAGUUAUUAAUUUUGUGGAUAAAAAUUUAACACAGGACAGUUGUAUUUCUAUAGUACAAGAAAAUGGUGAAGAAUUGAUCGACAAAGUAUCGAAUAAUAUACAAAAAAAGGAUUUAAAUACUCAGAUAAAGAAUAUCAACGAGAAAGAAUUUUGGGUGAAGUGUCUAUUAGCUUUCAGUCCAACUAUAAAUGGUGGAAAAAUUAUCAGCACCGAACCAGCUGCCAGAGACAGUUUGACCUGUCUUCAUGGUCUUCGAGUCUUUUCAUUAGGUUGGGUCGUAAUGGUUCAUACGUAUCUACAAGUUUUUGCUAUAGCAGAUAAUAAAACGCUGCGAACCAUCACCGAGAGGAACUUUAUGUUUCAGACGAUCAGCAAUGCUACUUUUUCGGUUGAUACGUUUUUUUUCAUCAGCGGUCUUUUGGUUACAAUAUUGUUCUACCGAUCAUUGGGUAGUUUGAAAAUCGAUAAAAGCGAUUUCUUCAAAACUAGCACAAGCAAGUUCAUCGUCAUGAUUCUUUACAGAUUUGUUAGAUUGACACCGGCUUAUCUCUUCGUUCUUGGGAUAAACGAAAUCUCUAUAAAACAAGUUGUAGCAAGAACCGUUUACACACCGGAAAAUGCUAAUCAUUUGAACUGCGAACAAUUUUGGUGGAGAAAUGCACUAUACUUGAAUUCACUUUAUCCUAGAAAAGAGAUGUGUAUGCUUUGGAGUUGGUAUAUGUCAAACGAUACUCAAUUUUACGUACUUGGUAUAAUACUUCUUUUGUUAUCAGUGAAGUAUAAAAAAAUGGCAAUCAGUUUGGUGAUAUUUCUGAUAAUAUCUUCUUGCUUCACCACCUUCUCCGUAGCUUAUACGAAUGAUUAUGUUGCAAGGAUUCAAGAACCGUUUGCACUGUUCGAUGAACUCUACGAUAAACCAUGGUUAAGAGCUGGACCAUAUUUCAUCGGUACGAUUACGGGUUAUUUAUUGUUCAAGACUAACUGCAAAAUCGAAUUAUCUUUGUAUAUUAAGUUGACAGGUUGGUUGCUGUCAGGAUUGAUAAUGUUCUCAGUUGUGUACGGCUUAUAUCCAGCUAAUUUAACGGUAGCGGUGAGUUCCAUUUACGCGGCCUUGGGUCACACUGCUUGGGCACUUGCAGUGUCCUUCAUCGUGAUACAGUGUUGUACAGGCUCAGCUAAAAUGAUAGACAAUCUUCUGUCCCUGAGGUUGAUGUAUCCUCUAUCGCGACUAACUUAUUGCGCUUAUUUGAUUCACCCUGUCAUCAUGAUGAUCACCGCUGGUCAAAUGGAUGGCCCGUUGCACCUUCAUAAUGGGAUUGUGCUCAUCGUUUACUUUGGCAACCUUGUCGCAUCCUACCUCGUGUCAUUUUGCAUUUCCAUCGCUUUGGAGGCACCCGUUGUAAGCCUUUUGAAGAUUUUCUUUACUGGAAAAAGACGGAUGAGAUAGAAGAGGGUCACAUACAAAUUUUAUUGGUCGUCGGUCCUCGUCAGCUGUGA